AUGGAUACUUGCAUUCCUGAGACAACUAUCGCAGGGUUCACGGUAGUUGACACUCCUAUUGUUCAAGCUGCUCAAAAGUAUGCUCGCGCACACCUAAACGAUAUGGGUUUUAAUCAUGUAAUGCGUUCAUGGAUACUGGGGGUUGUCGUUUACAACAAGCUUCGUGAGAAGGGCGCUGUGUCAGAAAUUGAUCCGGAGGUUCAUGCGCUGAGCGCUAUUCUUCAUGACCUUGGCUGGGAUGCAACAGGUGAACUUAUUUCCAAGGACAAAAGGUUCGAAGUUGAUGGUGCAGAAGCUGCUUGUGAUUGGAUCAUGGAAGAACAGCAAAGUGGAAGUGCGGAACACUGGGACGAUUAUAGGCUUCGGCUGGUGUGGGAUGCUAUUGCUCUGCAUACUACUCCCUCGAUAGCUCUGUAUAAAGAACAGGUGAUUAAGAUCUGUACUCUUGGGAUUUCCGCAGGAUUUCGAGGCCCGAGAUUCAACAAGGCUGGCACGAUUUCUGAGGAAGUAUUCGAUGCGGUCAAUGCACAGUUCCCUCGCCUGGAUUUAGCUGACGGAAUUCGCGAAAUCAUAUGCGGCUUUUGUCAAACCAAACCGGAAACUACAUAUGGUGUGUACACUGUUUGA
Messenger RNA from Trichoderma gamsii, 627 nucleotides. RefSeq lists its product as hypothetical. The record is from RefSeq and is a predicted model, not a curated record. Lineage: Eukaryota; Fungi; Ascomycota; Sordariomycetes; Hypocreales; Hypocreaceae. Bases 1 to 627 code for a protein of 208 amino acids. The transcript has a single exon.